AAGCAAACAAAUCCGCAUCAACGUCGAUCAAUAGAACGCGCGCGCAUCAAACAAACCAAACACGUUAGAGUUACAUUGACUAAACACGCCACGUCGCCCUUUGCGUCUCCACGCCUUCUACCUGCCCCGCGCCGGUCCUCGAGCUCAAAAAAGAAGAGCGAUGGGUAGCCCGUCGCCGCCCGGCGCCUCGCACGGCCUGUUCGGGUCGAGCGGCGUCGGCGGGUUCGGCUACGGCCUCGCCGUCUCCGUCGGCAUCCUGCUCGUCGUCUCCACCGUCGCCUUCGCUGUCUACCUCUGCUGCGCCCGCGCCUCGUCCAUGCCGGUGGCUGACGCCCGCGGGGUUCCGGCGCCGGCGCCGCCCCGCCACGACGUCGAGCUCGGCGGCAUCGACGCGGCGACGCUGGAGGCGUACCCGGCGGUGGUCUACAGGGAGGCGAGGAAGCCGGCGUCAGUGGAGCAGCAGGAGGCGUGCUGCGCCGUGUGCCUGGAGAGGUACGCGGACAGCGACAUGGUCCGGGUGCUGCCGGACUGCGGUCACCUGUUCCACCGCGGGUGCGUCGACCCCUGGCUCCGGCAGAGGCCCACGUGCCCGGUGUGCCGGACCUCGCCUCUGCCCAGCCCCGUGCCCACGCCUCUCGCCGAGGUGACGCCGCUGGCGCUGGCGAGGUAAGGCCGGCGUGAGGCGAUCGAGCGCAUGGUGUCUGUCCGCGGACAUGGCGUUCUUCAACUCUUCUUGGCUUGCUCUCUGUUUUCUUCCCAUCUCCAUUAGUUUAAUUUAUACUAUACGGCAAGAUGCCACAUGUAAUUAAUUAAUUAAUUAGAAGGUGAUAAGUUUAUAUA
Molecule: messenger RNA, 840 nt
Organism: Triticum urartu
Lineage: Eukaryota; Viridiplantae; Streptophyta; Magnoliopsida; Poales; Poaceae
Product: RING-H2 finger protein ATL70-like
Source: RefSeq, a predicted model, not a curated record